AAAUAUAAACCAAAUAAAUAACAACCAUUUUAUAUAAUUGAAUAAUAUAAAAUCCAACAGAUGGAACACACACACACACACACACACUGUGGCAGAUUAGACUGUUAGAUUAGCUCUCGGUGUGUAUAGUAAAGGGGGCGGUGCAACAGGGUCAGGAGGCGGAGUAACUGUGUUGUUCACUAGGUUUUAACUCCGCCCCUCUUUUGUAUCUCUCACACAGCAUGACAUCAGCAUUGUUAGCCGGUUAUUAGCAGUUCAUGGGCGCGCAAUACAAACAUACUGAGUGUUGAGUCUGAUGUGUGAGUUGGAGAUGCGACAUGGAGACUGAGCUGCGAAGCUAAACAUUAAACAUCUGUGUAGAAUUAUGGGCGGGGCUAAUGCAAAUUAGGCUAAUUUAUGACUGUCAAAUCUGGCCUGAUUUAUCAAUCUCUCAGUAAAGUAAGUUCCUCCAGGAUUUAGUGAUUACACAACGUAAAAUCAAGCUAAUUCCUUGAAAUUAGUCCAGCUCUAAUAGAGAGUCAUUACAGACGUGACUCACCGUAGAAUCUUGUGCUUGUGAUUCCAACAAGUCUUUUUCUGCAAACAGAUAACAAAGCACAAAAAACUUAAACAACAUCCAGCACUCCACAAAAUCCUGGAGUGACUGCAGAGUUGUGGGUAAAUACACUAUAUUGCCAAAGUUUUGGGACACCCCUCCAGAUCAUUGAGUUCAGGUGUUGUUUUUCAGGGGUUGGACUCGGCCCCUUAGUUCCAGUGAAAGGAACUCUUAAUGCUUCAGCUUCAUACCAAGACAUUUUGGACAAUUUCAUGCUCUUUGUGGGAACAGUUUGGGGAUGACCCCUUCCUGUUCCAACAUGACUGCACACCAGUGACCAAAGCAAGGUCCAUAAAGACAUGGAUGAGUUUGGUGUGGAGGAACUUGACUGGCAGAGGUCCUGACCUCAACCCCAUAGAACACCUUUGGGAUGAAUUAGAGUGGAGACUGUGAGCCAGACCUUCUCGUCCAACAUCAGUGCCUGACCUCACAAAUGCGCUUCUAGAGGAAUGGUGAAACAUUAAACUUUUAAUGAUCUAAAAAAUGAGAUGUUUGUGAUUAUGGCCAUGAUUCCACAAUAACGUCAGUGUUUUAGCCACAUCAACUCUUUUCUCAUGUUUCAGUAAUAAUUCAGAAGUGAUGAAAGGUUUGGCAGUGCAUGCAGAAGAAAGCAGUAAGAAAUGAUGAAUUUUGUCGUUGCUUGUGGACGGUAGAGUGGACAGUGAUUGCAUUUCGGUGUGGUACAACUGAAACACUGUGUACUAAAAAUUCUGACCAGUGUUCCAUUCUUUACAAAAAGAUAUCGUCACACAGGGGAUGUUGUUUCACCUGAAUGACAAAUCUUCUCGGUAACUGACAUCUGACUCCAGCCCUGACUCCUGCCCUGAUUCCAGCCCUGACUCUAGCCCUGACUGCUGCCCUGAUUCCAGCCCUGACUCUAGCCCUGACUCCUGCCCUGACUCCAACUCCUGACUCCAUCCCUGACUUGAAUCCUGACUCCAUCCCUGACUCCUGCUCUGAUUCCUGCCCUGACUCCAGACCUGACUCUAGCCCUGGCUCUAGCCCUGACUCCGCCCCUGAAUCAAGCCCUGACUCCAGCCCUGACUCUAGUCCUUAUUCAAAUCCUGACCUCAGCUCUGAUUCUAGUCCUGCUCAUUGGCCUGAAUAUAAAAGCCUGUGAUCUGGAGUUUCUUAUACACUCCUGAAUUCACUCUGGAGUAAAAGCUAUCUGCUCUCUUCCACAUACAUGAGCUCACCUGUGAUUGGCUAGUGUCACUAUGAUUGACAGAUGCCCCUCCCACCCAGAGAGCACAGUUUCUUUCACUUCCUUGGCUCAUGAUAUCGUCAUGAUUUAAACUCACGCUGUUUUAUUGGAUAUAUAACAACUAUUCUUAAAAAAAAAUGUAUAUAUUUAAAAAUAUUCUUCUUGCUCUUUGCUACUUAGCUGAUGAUUUAUAACACAAAUGUGAAACUGACAGAAAAUGUCAUGUUUUCUUAGCCAAUACAUUCAUAUUCACAUGCAACGUCUGGUCGUGAGUCUGAAAUGAGGUGUACGUGAAAGAAAACUGCAUUGUUUUGAAAAAUGUUUGUUUUUGUAGUUUUUGAGGUGAUUUGUUUUUCACAGGGGGCGGAGUCAGUUUUGGGAGGUUCAAGGGUUUCAGUGUUUGUAAUUGCACUUUCAGUUCACCUCACAGACAGAAGAGGGCUCUGAAAAUGACAUACUGCUGCUUUAACCAGAGAGAGAGCGCUAAAAAGGGAAACAGAAAGAGGGAGUAUGGGGUUAAUAAAAUCCCUCGUUUCAGAUACCAUCAGCAAUUUUCUUUCAGUCGUUCCUGAAUAACUUGUUUGGCCUGAGCGAUAUUUUCACAUUUUUUCCCUUUUUAAAUCUGUUAUUAUUUCUUUUCUCAUUUGCCACAUAAGCUGUCCAUCCCUUCAUCUCUCAAUCUCCUCCUUCCUCCCUCUCUCUCUCUCUCUCUGUCAGACGUGAACACUCACACUAGAUCGCUCGGUCUCCCGCUCUCCCCCUCCCUAGUUCCCCAUCCUCACUCUCUCUCUCUCUCUCUCUCUCUCUCUCUCACACACACACACAAACACACACACACACACACACACACAUUACACACACACACACACACCCUAUCAGCAGAAGGUGCUGGCAGUAGCAGCAGAGGAAGAAGGGAUGCAGGCGUGUGAAUGAGUACGCGUCCUCCUUCAGUGUGGAUUUACUGAACAAAAGAGGAGCAGCGUCUCUCUUUUUAUUUCAGCCUCCAUCUUUUUUCUCCUCCGUCUCUCAUCCUUCGGCUUGCUGGUGCUGGUGGUGCUGGUGGUCUUGUUUUUCGAGGCUGGAGGAGGACGGAGGACGAGUGCCCCUGCCUUCUGUUUCUUGCUUCACGUUUGCACUCGCUCAGUGUUUUUCGAGGUCGCCUCCUUCCCGAGGAUUGCACUCAUUUUUUUCGUGUUCUCUCUUUCCCAGCGGAGGCCUUUUGUCUCGGUGCGGCGUUGAACGGAGCUAUUGUUGGACACGCAGGCCUCGCACUGCUCUCUCUCUCUCUCUCUCUCUCUCUCUCUCUCCGCAGUAUCCUUCCCUCCCUCCCUCCCUCCCUCUUACUCCAUCCUCUCAUUCCGAGGCACCUUGCUUAAAUCCAGUAUCCAUCCUUCUGUCCAUCAUUCUUAAUGUGUGUUCUGCGGAGCGUGUAUCCCGAUGUUUGGCUUCGGGUCGUCCGGAUUGGCUCAAGCCGAGCCUGUGCGUCGAUCCUAGUGUGUGUGUGCGAGUGUGUGUGUGCGAGUGUGUGUGAAGAAACCAUGCAUCUAGCCUGAUGCCAGGACCGGGGUGCCCCAUUCCAAUGUGGGAGGACUAAAGCGUCACAUCUGCACCCCCCCUUCCUCCCUACCCCCUUACCCCUCUACCCCCUUUCUCCCUCACCCCCUUUUUGCCCCUUUCCCAUCCCGUCCCCUCCAACGCAACGAUGAAGAAAACACGCAACCUGCGGCGGGCAUGGCCCGGUCCGGACGGACCCGAUUUGGGCUCCGAUCGCGACAAGGACUACCGGCUCCACAAGCACUUCCCCCCUUCUCUCCCCCCUCUUGCGCCCUACAUCGCUCAAGGUGACGUGUCCCCCAUCAGCAUGUCUCCGAUCAGCCAGUCUCAGUUUAUUCCGCUCGGUGAGAUUCUGUGUCUGGCCAUUUCAGCCAUGAACUCAGCACGCAAACCUGUUACACAGGACGCCCUGAUGGAGCACCUGACCACCUGCUUCCCAGGUGUGCCCACACCGAGUCCGGAGAUCCUGCGUCACACACUCAACAUGCUUGUUCGAGAGCGGAAGAUCUACCCCACACCUGAGGGCUACUUCAUCGUCACACCUCAAACUUACUUCAUCACUCCUUCCCUCAUUCGCACCAACAGCAAAUGGUACCACCUGGACGAUCGGCAGCAGCAGCAACAACAGCAACAGCAGCAGCAGCAGCAACAACAACAACAGCAACAACAACAACAGCAGCAACAACAGCAACAACAACAACAACAGCAGCAACAGCAGUGUACAUCACCGCAGUCUGGCACAAUCACCCCUUCCACAUCGGGCUGUGUGCGUGAAAGACUAAACCACAAAAACCACUGCGAUUCGUACAACUCCUACCGCGACGAGGUGCCUAGCAAUCACACCACGCUUCAAAGGAAGUCACCGAAAGAACCUAAAGGAGAUCCUCCCUCAUACCCACAGCCCCCACCUCCUCCGGCAACCACGCAACACCCAUCAGAUCCAGACAAGAGUAGGACCAAUCCUUCCUUUACAUAUAAGACAGACACGUUGACCAAGAAGAAGGAAGGGAGUACGGGGGGUAGCAGCGAAAGGCAAUCAAAAAAGUUUGGGUUGAAGCUUUUCCGCCUGAGCUUCAGGAAAGACAAAACAAAGCAGCUGGCAACCUUUUCCGCACAGUUUCCACCGGAGGAAUGGCCUCUGAGGGAUGAGGACACACCAUCUUCUGUUUCCAUCCCCCGCGAGGUGGAGAUGGAGAUCAUCCGGCGCAUCAAUCCAGACCUGACAGUAGAAAACGUGGCACGCCAUACAGCAGUGAUGAAGCGUCUAGAGGAGGAACGUGCCCAGCGCUGUAAGGCAAAUUCAUCCGCUCAGCACAGUGCCCGAAGCCGUCGCAGCCGAGGUCACCGUCGUGUCCCACAUGGAAAAUCACGCUCGCAUAGUAAGACUCGUGCCUCUCGUGGCGAUCCAUCUGAGGGCUCCAAUCUUGACCUGGCAGCGGUUGGAUUGGAUAGGGAUUAUAGAUUCUUCAGUCAGUCACUGGUGCGCUCACCUAGGGAGGGGAUGUAUACAGUAGAGCGUAGGAGUGGCGCUGCCUACCUCGUCCACAGCAACCCUAACAUUGCUGAAUCGUAUUUCCCAGUUACCCCAGAAUGGGAUGUAUCAGGAGAACUAGCAAAGAGGCGGACAGAAAUGCCAUUCCCAGAGCCUUCACGUGGGACUUCCCAUUCCAGAGUGCAUCGGAGUCACAGCCACACACAGGACCGCAAAUCUCGGAAUGAACGGACGGAUAAAGCCAAGGAAAGAUCACGAUCCAUGGACAACUCCAAAGGUCCACUGGGAGGUGGAAGCUCCCUGUUAGGCCCUCCUGAAGACUACGAUCGGAGUCCGGACCACCGAAGCCGCUACUACACCGACGAUGGGACGCUAAGGGCCUCAUCACAAAAAUCGUCCCACUAUUCACGCAUUAUGUUUUCGGCUGCCAAGUUCAGCUCUGAGAUAUCUGUUCCUGAUAUGGGCAAGAUGAACCUUGACACUCCUUUGGAGCGAAACAAGAGCAGGGACAGCCUGCCAGCCUACAGCGACAUGAAGGCCCUGUCGCCCAAGCCUCUGGCAGAUGACUACUUCCAGUGCAAUACGUCGAAUGAAACAAUCCUAACUGCCCCGUUACCACUGGGCAAAUCUGACCACGACACUUUAACGCCAUCAGACGGAAUCUGCAAGGGAUCACCGGCUGAUCGGCAGACGCCACACCUCACUUCCCCUCAUCCCAUGGAGUACAAAGAGGAUGCUUCAGCCUCCAAGGGACACAACGGAUCUGGUAAACCCACGCCAAGCCAGACUCCAGAGCCCAAUUCUAGUGGACGUUUAAUACAGCAUCAGCAACACAAUGCUGACCCUGGGGGAGGAGGUGGAGGUGGCAGUGGUGUGAUGGUGGAUAAGAGGAAAGAGAUUUUCAGCAAGGACACUUUGUUCAAACCACCACACAGCAUCUUGACAAUGAGCUACGUUGACACUGGCUACUCCAAGUCAGGCACAUUGCGAAAGACGCCGCACAUGAAAUCAGCUGAGGUGCUUGACACUUUAGAACCCCAGCCUCCGCCCAUCUCUGGCCCUUCACCUGCAUCUGCCCCAGCGCCUACAGGUCCGGAACAGGGAAUCCCGUCUACAUCAGAGGCCGCCUUUGACUACUACAACGUGUCGGAUGACGACGACGAGGAGGUGGAGGAAGCCUCUCAUAAAGAGACGGCUCCACCAGAGGGAAAGGUUAGGACCGGGGGAGGAGAGAGUGGUGGUGGUGGUGGUGGAGUCAGUGUUGGGGGUGGGGUUGGGGGUGGGACUAUGCAGUGGCUGCUGGAACGAGAGAAGGAGCGUGAUCUACAGAGGAAGUUUGAGAAUAACCUGACUCUGCUGAGCCCCAAGGAGAACGAGAACACCAACAGCCAGAAGUCUGCGCACUCAGCACGCCUGGACAGUAUGGACAGCAGCAGUGUGACCGUAGACAGUGGCUUCAACUCACCACGGACCCGGGAAAGUUUGGCGUCCAACACCUCGAGUAUCGUGGAGAGUAACCGGCGGCAGAAUCCGGCGCUGAGUCCGGGUCACAUGGGCAGCUCCCUGAUCGGCGCUCCCUUCUCCUUCCGCUCCGUGGCCGAGGCUCCGAGCACGCAGGCCGAGAAACUGCAGAAACCCAACAACUGCCUCGCCUCCAUCACCAGCGUCUGACCCGGCUCCAGGAGACACACGCAAAAAACACACAAAACGCCAGGGCCGAGAAUAAACACGAAACAAACACAGACAAAUAAAACGAACGCUCGGGCCGUGACAAGCACCUCAAACCUCCACGGGGACUGUUAAACCCAACAGGUAUGGCUUCCACUGACUGUUCUACAGCAUCGCAACAAAUCACUGCAAAAAAGAAGAAAAAAAAAAACAAAAGAAGGAGAAAAAAAUAGUCAAAAAGGAAAUGAAUCAUGAUUUAUCUCAAUCAGGAAAUAAUUCUCCAGUUAUUUUCAUAACCCGGGAUAGUCUCGAAGUAUCUGCUCAUGUUUUAUUUUUUUCGUUUUGUUUUUGUUUGUUUGUUUGUUUUUGUUUUUCUCCGAGUAAUAAUUGUUGUUUUUUGUUUUUGUUUUUUUUCAUCCUGCUGAUGGAUUGCACUCUGACGUGAGGAUCCCUUUUACACUCUUAAAGAGAUCAACAAUCCGAAUGUCACACGGAAGAAAAGCCGCUGCCAGAAUCUCCACAUUAAAUUUCACGAUUCAUAAAUAAAAAUUUUUUAAAAAAGUUGUAUGAUAAAAAAAAACACACCCAGAGAGAUAAAGUCAUUCCUCAUGACGGCGUUAGCUCUGUUGAUAAAGUAAUAAGAACUGGAGUCAUACUUUUCAUAUUGCUUAUUAAAAAAAAAGAAAAAAAAGAAAGAAAUAGUACUUAGAUUGACUUAUUAUAAAAGAAAAAAAACACAAACUUAUUCUGAAAUUAAAGGAUUCAUUUAGGGUUUAAAAAAAAUCACGAGGACUGUUGACUUUUUUUUUUGUUUGUUUUUGUUUGUUUCCUUUUUCAGUUGAAAAUCCCAGACGAGGCAAAGUGUGUAACGUGUGUGACUGUACAUCACUUAACGAAUUUACCUGUUUCAUUAAAGUUUCUAUCUGACAUUUAA
This is a messenger RNA of Hemibagrus wyckioides, 7447 nucleotides long. It is a transcript of the gene stox2a, whose product is annotated as storkhead box 2a. Gene Ontology annotation, biological process: positive regulation of transcription by RNA polymerase II. The coding region runs from base 3502 to 6516 and encodes 1004 amino acids. The transcript is spliced from 4 exons. Gene Ontology annotation, cellular component: cytoplasm; nucleus. The record is from RefSeq and is a predicted model, not a curated record. Gene Ontology annotation, molecular function: RNA polymerase II transcription regulatory region sequence-specific DNA binding; DNA-binding transcription activator activity, RNA polymerase II-specific. Lineage: Eukaryota; Metazoa; Chordata; Actinopteri; Siluriformes; Bagridae.